UAUUUGCAUACGGAAAUGAGAUCCGGCAAUAUUCCGGCUGUCAGAUUUUGUUGUCUCGACACUAGCGCCCCUGUUGGAAUUCUCAGCAAGUUCAUGCGCAGCAGCACGUGUGUCCGGAAAGCAGAAACCAAUAAAAUGGGAUCACACAAUUCACCCAAUCGUCCACCACCCCGAGAAGACAACUUCGAUGAGGAGUUAUUUGAGGACAAUGGAAUGGAUGGUCAUAACUUUGACAGGGAUGAUGAUUUCCCUGACGAAUUUGUCCAUGUCGAAGAGAUUUUGGAUGAUGAUGAUGCCGAGAGGAUGGACAAUGACAUGGAAUCCGAUGAAGAAGGUGCAGCCGGGAGUGAGAGUCAGGAUAAUGAAGAAACAGAGCCAAUUCGUGAUGAUGCAGUGUUGACAUUCAAAGAACAUUCCGGACCUGUAUUUUGUGGCAGUUUCCAUCCCACAGAACCUCUGGCAGUGACUGGAAGUGAGGAUGAUACUGCAUACGUGUGGAAAACUUCCACUGGGGAGGUUGUAUUCAAAUCCGACGGACACAGUGACACAAUUAUAGCUGCAUCAUUCAGCUACGAUGGAAGUUACCUGGCCACAGGCGAUUUGGGUGGCUUCCUGCAAGUUUUCCGCCUAUCUGAGGCCUUCAAGAGGGUGUGGCACUUCAAUAUUGGUGACAUGACAUGGAUGGAGUGGCACAGAGCAUCAAAUGUCCUGAUGGCUGGGUCAGAAAGUGGUGAAGUGUACUUUUGGCGCAUUCCUUCAGGCGACUGCAAAGUUCUCCAGGGACACAAUUCUAAAGCUGAAUGUGCCAGUCUCACGGCAGAUGCCAAGAAAAUUGCCGUAGGAUACGCCGAUGGGAGUGUUACCCUCUGGGACAUUAAAACUACGACGUCCGUCCUCGGAAUUCCUCCAAAUUCUCCACACGGCCAUACAGAAGGAGUUUUGUCAGUUUCAACGGAUCCCGAGGGCAGUCUCUUUGUCUCAGGUGGAUCCGAUGGACUGCUCGUAAUCUCCUCCAGUGCUGGACCUCUUGGGAGAAUCGAUGUCAGAGAUCCCGUGGAGACUGUGGCUUUUUCUCCAGCCACAGAUGCCCUAAAACUCGUUGCCACGGGGACUCUUCAGGGAAAAAUCACCAUCUGGGACAUCUCCCGGCAGAGUCCACGAUGUGAGUGCAAAGACGACGAACUAUCAGGCGUCACAAAGGUACUCUGGACACGGGAUUUGACCCUUCUUGCUGCCACUCUCGAUGGAUCAGUAAAAGUUUUCGAAGGAAGAACUGGCCAACUAAAAAGUACACUCCUGGGUCACCGGAGAGAAAUCUAUGACAUCCAGAUGCACAAAAAUGGGGAACUUCUGCUUACAACCAGCGAAGAUGGGACUGCAAAAAUUUUUCAUCUUCUUUCCUAGCUCCUGGACAAUUUUCCAGGGCCUCCUGUGACUUUAGCUUUUGUACAGAAACUCCGAUAUAUUCUCUUGAUACCAUAAAAGCCUCUUGAAUUGAUAAAAA
Messenger RNA from Phlebotomus papatasi, 1504 nucleotides. RefSeq names its product angio-associated migratory cell protein. NCBI's taxonomy places the organism in Eukaryota, Metazoa, Arthropoda, Insecta, Diptera, Psychodidae. Gene Ontology annotation, molecular function: protein binding. The record is from RefSeq and is a predicted model, not a curated record. Bases 16 to 1404 code for a protein of 462 amino acids. The transcript has 4 exons.